Molecule: messenger RNA, 1806 nt
Organism: Raphanus sativus (radish)
Lineage: Eukaryota; Viridiplantae; Streptophyta; Magnoliopsida; Brassicales; Brassicaceae
Product: 1-aminocyclopropane-1-carboxylate synthase 9
Exons: 4
Coding region: 96-1508 (470 amino acids)
Biological process (GO): amino acid metabolic process; biosynthetic process
Molecular function (GO): 1-aminocyclopropane-1-carboxylate synthase activity; transaminase activity; pyridoxal phosphate binding
Source: RefSeq, a predicted model, not a curated record
CCUAAUUCAACAUCUCUUUCUCCAACAACCAAUCUCUUAUUCUUCAUUGAUCAUCUCUCAUUAGAAACAAAAAAAAUCUUUUGUAUAUACAAAAAAUGAAACAGUUGUCGACAAAAGUGACAAGCAAUGCUCAUGGACAAGACUCUUCCUACUUCUUGGGAUGGGAAGAAUACGAGAAGAACCCUUACGACGAAAUCAAGAACCCUAAUGGGAUUAUUCAAAUGGGUCUUGCCGAAAAUCAGCUAUGUUUUGAUCUCAUAGAGACAUGGUUAGCUAAGAAUCCGGACGCAGCCGCUCUCAAGAAGGACGGCCAAUCCAUUUUCAAAGAACUUGCUCUCUUCCAAGACUAUCAUGGCCUACCCGAAUUCAAGAAGGCUUUGGCAGAGUUUAUGGAGGAAAUAAGAGGUAAUAGAGUAACAUUUGAUCCAAGCAAGAUUGUCCUAGCUGCUGGUUCAACCUCUGCCAACGAAACUCUCAUGUUUUGUCUAGCGGAACCCGGCGACGCUUUUCUUUUACCCACUCCUUACUAUCCAGGAUUUGAUAGGGAUUUGAAAUGGAGAACGGGAGCAGAGAUCGUACCGAUUCAUUGCUCGAGCUCUAAUGGGUUCCAGAUAACAGAAUCAGCUCUUCAACAAGCUUAUCAACAAGCUCAGAAGCUUGAUCUUAAAGUCAAAGGAGUUCUUGUUACCAACCCAUCUAACCCACUUGGCACAAUGUUGACCAGAAGAGAACUUAACCUUCUCGUUGACUUCAUAACUUCCAAAAACAUUCAUCUCAUAAGCGACGAGAUCUAUUCAGGUACAGUUUUUGGGUUUGAACAAUUCGUUAGUGUCAUGGAUGUCUUAAAAGACAAGAAACUCGAGAACAGUGAAGUCUCCAAACGAGUUCAUGUCGUUUACAGUCUUUCCAAAGAUCUCGGUUUACCCGGUUUUCGCGUUGGAGCAAUAUACUCCAACGACGAAAUGGUUGUUUCGGCUGCGACAAAGAUGUCGAGUUUCGGCCUCGUUUCUUCCCAAACACAAUACCUUCUCUCUGCAUUGCUUUCCGACAAGAAGUUCACAGGAACAUACCUCAACGAGAACCAGAAAAGACUCAAGAUUCGUCAAAAGCAACUCGUGUCUGGUCUUGAAGCAGCAGGGGUUACUUGUCUUAAAAGCAACGCUGGUUUGUUUUGCUGGGUCGACAUGAGACAUCUCUUGGACACAAACACAUUCGAAGCAGAGCUUGAGCUAUGGAAAAAGAUUGUAUACGAAGUGAAACUUAACAUUUCACCCGGUUCAUCGUGUCAUUGUACUGAACCGGGUUGGUUUAGGGUGUGUUUCGCUAACAUGAGUGAAGAGACACUCGAUUUGGCGAUGAAAAGGCUCAAAGAAUACGUGGAGUCAACUGAUAGUAGGAGAGUGAUGUCAAAGAGCAGCCAUGAGAGGAUCAAGAGUUUGAGGAAGAGGACUGUCUCUAACUGGGUUUUCCGGGUGUCAUGGACCGACCGUGUACCCGAUGAACGAUGAAAUUAAUUCAUCGUCCCAUGUUUAAGGCACACAAAUCUUCAUAUUUAUAUAAAUAAUUCGUUUUUUAAUAUUUUGGAAAAUGUAACAUUUUCCAAAAUAUUUACAUCACUAUAUUCUUUCUCAUUUCAUAUAACUAUGUUUUAUUUUAUUAAUCAUAUAUGUGUGUGGUUCUUUGAGAGCCUGUUGCAAUUUUUUUCUUUUGGAUGGGUGUUACUAGUUAAGUGCACUGGAUCCAGAUUUGUAUUUGCAAUGGCUAUUUAUAUAUAUUCCUCUUGUAAUGUCAGCGAAAGCUGGCAAG